GAGCGAGCGCGUCUCACCGCUGUCCCAACAGGGGGCGCUGCCGGCAGCGACGCAGGAGAGCGCGCGGGCCUUGAAGACGCCGGCGGCGGUGGCGCCCCCGCGUGGGACAUAUCCGACGACACGCUGGUUGAAGCCGUUUGUGCAGAGGAGGCUGAGCACUGGGAUUGGGGUUCCGUGUCGUCUGCUAAGGACUGGGACCGAGGUUCCGUGUCGGCUUGUGCUGCUAGGGACGUGGUGUCUGCAGUUUCUACCCCUGCUAGUGUUAUGGCGCUGGGUGUUCCUUCAGAGGCUGGUGAUGUGGUGUCUAAUGGUCCUUCAAACGCUGUUGAUGUGGUGGCUGGUGGCCUUGCAAAAGCUGCUGGUGUGGUGUCUAAUCACCCUACAAAGAGUGCUGAUGUGGUGGCUGGUGGCCUUGCAAAAGCUGCUGGUGUGGUGUCUAAUCACCCUACAAAGAGUGCUGAUGUGGUGGCUGGUGGCCUUGCAAAAGCUGCUGGUGUGGUGUCUAAUGAUCCCAUAGAGUCAGGUGAUGUGGUACCUAAUGACCCUUCAGAGGCCAGUGAUGAGGUGUCUCAAUCCAGUGUGUCUACUACGGCUGAUGUUGCGACAGUAGUUAGUGACCUAGCAUCCGUCCAAUGA
Messenger RNA from Priapulus caudatus, 636 nucleotides. RefSeq lists its product as uncharacterized. NCBI's taxonomy places the organism in Eukaryota, Metazoa, Priapulida, Priapulimorpha, Priapulimorphida, Priapulidae. The record is from RefSeq and is a predicted model, not a curated record. The transcript has 3 exons. Bases 265 to 636 code for a protein of 123 amino acids.